AUGGAUCAAAAUCCUAUUCCGCCACCGGGACAGACCAUUGUCCGAGUUCUGGGAGAUUCCGAGACCGAUUUGGAGGCGUUAUUUAACGCCGUGAUGAACCCCAAACCAGGCGCUGUCCCGCACCAGGUGCCCAUGAGGAUGAGGAAACUGCCCGAGUCUUUCUUCAAGCAACCGGACUCCGGAUCGCACUCGCGUCAGUCCAGCACCGACUCCAGCAGCAACUUGCCCCAGUUCCAGGUGCAGCACAUCCGAUCGCACUCAUCCCCGGCCUCUCUGCCCGUCAGUGCUAACCCGAACUCGCAGCCGUACGCCCACCUCCGGCAGCAGUCCUUCGACAACAUAGACGAUGUGCCGCUGCCCCCUGGUUGGGAAAUGGCCAAAACGCCGUCAGGCCAGAGAUAUUUCUUAAAGUUCUUCAAGGAGCUUGAGGCCAGGUACCAACAGAAUGCCCUGAUACCUGAUAUCAGUGACAUUGUUGAGAAACAUGCCACAUGUACCUUUGAACCCUAUGUAACGUACUGCUCCAAUGAGAUCUACCAGCAACGCACACUGGAGAAACUCCUGAAUACAAAUCCAAACUUCAAAGAAAUCCUGACGAAGAUUGAAGCCCAUCCUGAGUGCAGGAACCUGCCAAUGAUUUCAUUUCUCAUCCUCCCAAUGCAGCGGGUGACGAGGCUACCGCUGUUGAUGGAUACCAUUUGCCAGAAAACGCCGAAAGAGUCCCCAGAGUACGAAUGUGCCAAGAAGGCUUUGCAAGCAGUUAGCAAGCUGGUGCGACAGUGUAAUGAAGGGGCAAGGCGAAUGGAGCGCACAGAGAUGAUGUACACUAUCAACAGUCAACUGGAGUUUAAAAUAAAGCCAUUUCCCUUGGUCUCUUCCUCUCGAUUUUUAUCCAAGCGAGGUGAGCUCAUGGGCUUCGUUGAGGACACAGGAAUUUUUUCCAAACGCAUGUCAAGGCAGCAAGUGUACUUCUUCCUGUUCAAUGAUGUCCUUAUUGUCACAAAGAAGAAAAGUGAGGACAGCUACAGUGUGACUGAUUAUGCCAUGACAGACCAACUCCAGGUGGAGCCCUGUGAGGCUGAGGAACUGAAUCUGUCUCCUAUGAAGACUGCUUCAGGCAUGUUGUAUUCCCGGCAGAGUUCUGUCAACCACCUCUUUCGGCUCACCAUGCUGAGUAACCACGCCGGAGAGAAGGUCGUGAUGGUGUUUGGAGCAGAAUCACCGAGCGACCGAGCACGAUGGUUCACGGCCUUGGGGCAAAAGGGCGCUGAAAGACAACGCCCAGACAGGACAACCUUGACCCAGGUGGAGAUCACCAGAACAUACCCAGCCAAACAGCCCGAUGAGCUGUCCCUCCAGGUCGCUGACGUGGUCCUGUUGUACCAGACUGUGGAGGAUGGCUGGUAUGAAGGUGAGCGUCUGCGAGAUGGUGAAAUAGGUUGGUUUCCAAUGGAGUGUGCCAAGGUCAUCACUUGCCAAGCCACGAUCAGUAAGAACAUGCAACGUAUGGGCCGUUUGCUGGGACUGGAGACAAACGUCUAAGAGAGGGCAGGAGUGGGCACAGGUUACGAAGGGCUCGGAAUUCUCUGCUCCGCCAUUCACUGAGGACGACAUGCUCAUGGCCUCACAAAGGGUCGAUCCUGGGUCUUUGCAUCGUCUUCCUGGGAGAAAGUCGCCCAAGAGAAUUCUCUGUGACGUGGACUUGAACAUUUGAAAGGACCAUUGGGGCUGUGGCAGGGGCACAGAUGGGGGAGGGGGUCACAGAUCAUUAAUUGUCACGCAGUUGAAAAAGUCCCAGGCUGAAUGCCUUGUCUAAUGUUGCACUUGGACCUCUGCAAAUCAUCGUUGUCACCGCCCAGUGAAGUGGAGGCUGGAUUGUUUUGUUUAAGUGGACGAGUAAGGAAAGAACAUUGGAUAGAGCAGCAAAAUCCAGAAGCUUUUUUUUAAUUGAAAGCAGCAAUUGGACAAGUAUUGUAAUUUCUUCAUGUAAAUAAUGGACAUAUUUUAAGCAAAGGUAUUGCUGCUGGACCAUUUAUCAGAUAUUCAAAACAAUGAAGUCAACUACAGGGAUAUCCCCACUAUGUGUUUCUCUGUUGUUAAUGUGAUUACAAAGCACUGAAUAAAGAUGCAGUUUUAUUAUUAAAAAAAA
Messenger RNA from Chiloscyllium plagiosum (whitespotted bambooshark), 2149 nucleotides. Lineage: Eukaryota; Metazoa; Chordata; Chondrichthyes; Orectolobiformes; Hemiscylliidae. The record is from RefSeq and is a predicted model, not a curated record.